Messenger RNA from Saprolegnia parasitica CBS 223.65, 2148 nucleotides. RefSeq names its product pre-mRNA-splicing factor ATP-dependent RNA helicase. Bases 295 to 2088 code for a protein of 597 amino acids. Lineage: Eukaryota; Oomycota; Saprolegniomycetes; Saprolegniales; Saprolegniaceae. The record is from RefSeq and is a predicted model, not a curated record. Gene Ontology annotation, cellular component: intracellular anatomical structure. Gene Ontology annotation, molecular function: RNA binding. The transcript has a single exon.
GUCCGCAAGGUCGCGGGCUACUCGCUCGACAGCGACGAGCCGCCGAGCGUCAACCCGCUCACGGGUAACCUCUACAGCGCCAAGUUCAAGACCAUCUACGCCAAGCGCCGGACGCUGCCCGUGUACCAGUUCCUCCACGACAUCCAGGACAAGGUCCGCGCCAACCAGGUGCUCGUCGUCGAAGGCGAGACGGGCUCGGGCAAGACGACGCAGAUCCCGCAGUUCCUCGUCCAGGCCGGCUACACUGACAGCGGCAAGAUCGUGGCGUGCACGCAGCCGCGCCGAGUCGCCGCCAUGAGCAUUGCCAAGCGCGUCUCGGAAGAGAUGGACGUCGUCCUCGGCCAGCAGGUCGGCUACACGAUCCGUUUCGAGGACAUGACGACCGACAAGACGCUCUUGCGCUUCAUGACGGAUGGUAUGCUUCUCCAGCACGCGAUGAACGACCCGCUCCUCUCCAAGUACUCGGUCGUCAUCCUCGAUGAAGCCCACGACCGGACGCUCUCGACGGAUAUCCUCAUGGGCCUCCUCAAGGAGAUCCUCCCCAAGCGACCGGACCUCAAGGUCGUCGUCAUGAGUGCGACCUUGGAUGCCGAGAAGUUCCAGACGUACUUUGACGGCGCGCCGCUCGUGCGCGUGCCGGGUCGCAUGCACCCCGUCGAAGUCUUUUACACGCCCGAGCCGCAGCGCGACUACGUCGAGGCGGCCGUGCGCACGGCGGUGCAGAUCCACCUCUGCGAGCCCGAGGGCGACAUCCUCCUCUUCCUGACCGGUCAAGAAGAGAUCGACACGGCUGUGAGACAGAUCCAGGCCGAGUGCUGCGCGCUCGACCAAAAGAAGGUCGGACCCGUCGACGUCUGGCCGCUCUACUCGACGCUGCCGCCGGCGCAACAGCAAAAGAUCUUCAGCUCGGCGCCCCGUCCGGCGUUCGAGGGCGGCCCGCCGGGUCGCAAGAUCGUCGUCGCGACCAACAUUGCCGAAACCUCGCUCACGAUCGACGGUAUCGUGUACGUCAUCGACCCGGGCUUCUCCAAGCAGAAGGUCUACAACCCGCGCAUCCGCAUUUCGUCGCUGCUCGUGUCACCGAUCUCGCGCGCGUCGGCGCAGCAGCGGUCUGGCCGUGCUGGCCGCACGCGCCCCGGCAAGUGCUUCCGCCUCUACACGGAGCGCGCGUUCAAGAACGACCUCCAGGAGCAGACGUACCCCGAAAUCCUCUGCUCGGAGAUGAGCUCCGUCGUCCUCACGCUCAAGAAGCUCAACAUUGACGACCUGGUCCACUUUGACUUUAUGGACCCGCCGGCGCCCGAGACGCUCAUGCGCGCGCUCGAGAUGCUUAACUACCUCGGCGCGCUCGACGACGAGGGCGACCUCACGGAGCUCGGUGCGCAAAUGGCCGUUCUCCCCGUCGAGCCGCAGCUCGGCAAGAUGCUGCUCAUGGCCGGCCACUACGGCGUCGUGAACGAAGUCGCGACGAUCGCGGCCAUGCUCACGUCGGGCGCCGAGCCGUUCGUGCGGCCAAAGGCCGAGGCCAAGGCCGCCAACGAGGCCAAGGCCCAGUUUGCGCACGUUGACGGCGACCACCUCACGCUCCUCAACGUCUUCCACGCGUUCAAGCUCAACCACGAGUCCAAGGAGUGGGUGUACGAGAACUACCUCAACUUCCGCGCGCUCCAGUCGGCCGGCAACGUCCGCGACCAGCUCCUCCGCAACCUCGGCCGCCUCGGCCUCCAGGGCCGGUCUAUGGACGUCAACGACCCGCGCUACUAUGAGAACAUCCGCAAGUGCAUCACGGCCGGCUUCUUCAUGCAGAUGGCCUUCAAGCAGAGCGCGGGCGGGUACCUCACAGUCAAGGACAACCAGGUCGUGCACAUGCACCCGAGCUGCGUCCUCGACGACAAGCCCGAGUGGGUCCUCUACAACGAAUUUGUGCUCACGUCCAAGAACUACAUACGCCUCAACACGCGCGUCAAGGGCGAGUGGCUCGUCGAGCUCGCGCCGCAUUAUUAUGACCUCGAGAACUUCCCCGAGUGCGAAGCCAAGCGCGAACUGGAAGCGCUUUACCGCCGACUCCAGGCCAAGCUCAAGAAGUAAACCUAGACAACGACACGAGCAGAGCUACUAACAUAAAUUGGAUUGUAUUUCGAAAACCUA